Messenger RNA from Pseudovirgaria hyperparasitica, 1741 nucleotides. Its product is annotated as CBD9-like protein. NCBI's taxonomy places the organism in Eukaryota, Fungi, Ascomycota, Dothideomycetes, Acrospermales, Acrospermaceae. Bases 464 to 1711 code for a protein of 415 amino acids. The record is from RefSeq and is a predicted model, not a curated record. The transcript is spliced from 4 exons.
CAAACUUGUCAGCACUUGGCAGUCGCAUGAGGUGGUGCAUAUAUAUCAGCCCAGCCACUCUUCACUUAUGCGCUUCGUAACGCUAGAGGUCUUGGCCUUUUGAUUAACCUAUUGUUGGUAAGGUGUUUCUAAUACUGCGCCAUGCACACCCGGCUAUGCUAUCAAUAGCGGCUGUCUGCGUCUACAGAAGGACGCAUAAUGCUCUCCUGAUGCUUUGGUGGUGUCUUAUCCUUAUUUCGACUGCGACCAUGUUGACGCGGCCGCGGUCUUGGAUGCCGCUUCAUUCAGAGGCGGAGUCGUCGGUCUCACUGACACGGCAGUCUUAAUUCGCAUAUAAUGAUGAGACUUCUCGCUCGGGCACGGGAGUCUCUACAUCCUACCCAAGACUCAGUUCAGGUAUCCUGCAAUACGAGCGGCAUCACAUCGCUAUAAGUGCCAGGCCUCGACAUCUCGUGCUGGAGUCAUGUAUCGCCUCAAUCUUCUCUGGCCACUUCUGCUUCAAGUGGCAACUACAUUUGCUCAGUUUACGACAACAUGUUUUGAUGGUAAUGUCUGCUACCGACUCAACAUUCCUCAGCAAACAGCAGACGAUGGCCAGGGCGACAUCUUUCUCCAAGUCACUGCGCCCACAGCCUUCUCCUGGGUGGCUAUAGGACAGGGAAGUGGCAUGGCCGGCUCACACAUGUUCAUCGUGUAUGCAGCAAGCGCCGACAACGUCACAGUCUCGCCACGUCUUGGGGUUGGAGAGGUUGAGCCGGUAUACACCCCCGACACCCAGCUCACCGUGCUGGAGGGCUCGGGCAUCGCAGAUGGUGUCAUGACAGCCAACAUUCGCUGUUCCAACUGCGAGUCCUGGUCGGGAGGAAGCAUGUCCUUCUCUGCAGCCUCAGCACAAUGGAUCCACGCUGCACACGCUGGUCCCCCUCUCGACUCAACCAGUCCGACGGAGCGCCUUUCCCAGCACAACGCCGGAGACUCACACUUCGACUGGGACAUGUCCACAGCCGUCGGUGGAUCCUCUUUAAAUCCCUUCGUCGACGCUGCCACUGCCCCAUCUCCGUCAGACAACCCUAUAAUCAACACUAUAACAGAACCAUUCCCCCCCGCCGUCCUCCUCGCACACGCCGUAUGCGCCUGCCUCGCAAUGCUCCUCCUCUUCCCCCUCGGCUCCAUCAGCAUACGCAUCCCAGGCAUCAAACAUGCCCUCUACAUCCACGCCGGCAUCCAACUUACCGCACUCCUAACACUCACCGCCGGCGCUGCAUGUGGCAUCUACGUCGCCGCCGUCGACGGCUACCUCCGCACCCCGCAUGCCAUCAUCGGCCUCGUCGUGCUCAGCCUGCUUCUCCUCGUCCAACCGCUCCUCGGCAUGCUACACCACCGCCGUUUCGCACAGCUGCACCGCCGCACGUCCGUCUCGCACAUGCACAUCUGGCUCGGCCGCGGCGCCAUCACGCUCGGCAUCGUAAACGGCGGGCUUGGCUUGCAGCUCACGGGUGGCAACAAGGAGUGGAAUAUUGUGUACGGCGUUGUUGCCGCGGUGGUGUGGGUCAGCUGGAUGGGUGUUGCGGGAUGGGCAGAGGUCAGGAGGGUGCGUGGACAAAGUGCUGGAGUGGAAAAUAGGGGGGGUAUCGGGAAGGUGUCUGGUGGGAAUGGGAAUGGGCUGGGAUCGAUGGAGAGCGUGGGAUCAGGGAGGGGCAUGGCAGCGUAGAGAUGUUGGGCUCGAUGAUGCAUGAAGUUA